AUGAAGAAGCUGUGGUCGGGUAUUAAGUCUAUUAUUAAUUCUAGUGAUAAUAAUCUUAGAGCUGCAAUUCAUCUUGAUGGCAUCAAUGGUAAUUUAAUAACUGACUCGGAGGCUGUUGCUAAUACUUUUAAUGAUUUCUUUGUCCAUGUUGGUAAACAAACAGAGCAAUCUGCUCCUAUGGGUUCAAUCCCCUUCACAUCUUUUUUGAAGGGUGAUUAUGGUAAUUCGUUUUAUUUUUCCCCUGUUUCUGAAUUUGAGAUUUCGUCAGUUAUUUCAUCUCUUAAUUGUAGCAAGUCAGCUGGACCGAAUAGCAUACCCAUAUAUCUUUUGAAAAUACUCAAUAAUAAUAUCUCUUUCUCUGUCUUUCAAAAAUAAUUAAUGAUUCUUUUUUACAUGGCAUAUUCCCUGACAAAUUUAAAAUAGCUAAAGUUACGCCAAUAUUUAAAAAGGGUUCUAGAACUGACAAGAGCAAUUAUCGACCAAUAUCAGUUUUAUCAAUUUUCAGCAAAAUUUGUGAAAAAUUAGUUUAUAAAAGAGUACUAUAAUUAUUUAGAGUAUCGCAAUAUUCUUAAUGAAUUUCAGUUUGGAUUUAGAGCUAAUCGCUCUACAUCACAUACAUUAUUAAGUACUUUUGAAAAUUUGAAGGAGUUUCUUGACAAAGGUUCUUUUGGAGUUGGUUUAUUCAUAGACUUCAAAAAGGCCUUGGAUACCGUUAACCAUCAUAUUCUUUUAAACAAACUUGAAUUUUACGGAUUUAGAGGUGUUGCCAAUAAAUGGUUUCAGUCCUAUUUGACAGGUAGAAAUCAAUAUAUCAAUUAACGGUAUUAACCCAAGCCUUAAAGCUAUUUCUUGUGGAGUACCGCAGGGAUCAGUUCUGGGACCCUUACUUUUCUUACUUUAUAUUAAUGACCUGCCGUAUUGUUCCAAUCGAUUGGUAUUUCAUUUAUUUGCUGAUGAUACAAACAUAUUCUUUUCAUCCAAAAAUCUCAACUUGAUUCAAACUACUUUAAACAUUGAAUUGAAAAAUGUUUCACAAUGGUUGAAUGCGAAUAGACUGCACUGUAAAUCUCGCGGUGUUGCGGCAACACCAAAAAGGUGUAACAUUACACUAAUUAGGUGUAAUGUGGAAUUAAACACAGUUUGAGUGUAAUAUUACACUUCCACAGUGUAACUUUACACUAUUUUAGUGUCUCGGUAACACUUACUAGGUGUAAAGUAGAAAAUAUUGUAUUUACACCUAAUUCGAUGUAGAUUUACAUUAGAACGGUGUAACAUUACCUCUUUCCCUGUUAAUUUACACCUUGCGAUAGUGUAAAUAUACACUUAUUCGGUGUAAAGUAUACCAACACUUGCGAAGUGUAAAUUUACACUUUUCCUGGUGUAUCAUUACACCUACAACGCGUUAAAAUACACGGAGCUGAGGUGAAGUAGAAACUAAUGUAUUAACUAUUAUUGCAGUGUAAAUUUACCCUUAACAAGUGUAAAUUUACCCAAUUCUUGUGUAUGGGAUAACACCAUGAUAGUGUAAAUAUACACCGGAGUGGCGUAAAAAUUAUGAAUGCUUACUUAGUGUAAAUCUACACUGAACCAUGGUGUAUAAUUACACUAAGACUAUUUUAAGAUACACUGAUCUAGUGUAAAGUAGACACCGAAGUAUUAACACCUUUUAUGGUGUAAAUUUACCCUCAAACGGUGUAAAUUUAGCCUAUUCUUGUGUAUGAGAUAACACCAUGAUUGUGUAAAUAUACACCGGUAUGAUGUAAAAAACAUGAAUGCUUACUUCGUGCAAAUCUACACUGAACCUGAUGUAUAAUUACACUAGACUAUUUUAAGAUACACUGAUCUGGUGUAAAGUAGAAAAUUAAACGAACUAUAAACACCUGUUAUGCUGCAAACAUACCCUCAAACGGUGUAAAUGUACCUAGCUAAUUCUGGUGUAUGUGAUAACACCAUGAUAGUGCAAAGUGUAAACAUACACCAGAAUUUGAAGCUCAGAUAGGCUAUUUCCAGCAUCUUGAGGAGUGUUCCAACAAGAAAUUAACUUUAUAAACAGUGACAUAAUUACUGCAAUUUUACAAUCUCCCAAAUAUAAUCCAGUCCCAAUAAGGCAACAUGAUGUGACGAUGGCGGUAAUGAAAAUGUGCGUGGUAUAGUAUUAUCAUUCACCACACUUCAAAUUUUACAGUACUGUAUUCCUUUUUUUGGGUACUUGAUAUCGACGCAUUCGUUUCUCAGUGUCACUGAACGGCACGAUGGGGUGGUCUCUUUGGAGUAUCUUUGCUUGGAAAAACUUAACUAGAACCUAAAAUGUCAUUUCAUGCCUUUUUCCACGAGCCAAUUAUUUCAGCCAUGGUUUAGGUUUCUGGCGAUGUUUAAAUUUCAGUCCCCAAAAUUCCUACCGAGGCAUGCAACUAACUCGGUUGACUCAUAGCUAGUUACGGACCUGCAGAUGAUGGUCAAAUUCAGAAAUGUUAACAGCUUGCAACUUCAUUUUCUCACUUUGAUAUACAAUUGCUGGUUGACCACCUUCUGCAGAUAGUUUUUAGGGACCUUGCACUGGGGAGGGGGGGGGGACAAAAUUACUGACUGGAGGGGCCACUAAGAGGGCUGGGGGAGGGGGACAUGUAUCCGCAGUCUAUAUGUUAAAAGAGGCCCUGAGUCAUUUUAUCCAAUUUAAUUGGCCUGAAUAGUACUCCUAGGAGUUUACGUGGAAUUCGUCUUGGUUUAUUUCAUAAUUAUUUAUAUCCAAUCUAGCAAAAUUUCUACGGGGGCGGAUUCGUAACUGUAGUCUCCAGAGCGGUAGAUCUCCUACGUACAGUCAGACAGCCGUGAUAACUAAAAUUCGUAAAAUUAGGUGUUAUAUUGCGUCGUAAAUGCUUUGAUUAUUGUCGUUUAAGCAAGAUAUAAUAAGACAGCUAGAAUUUUGAAGAUAGAAAUUAGAAUUAAAAGUUUCUGUCAAAAAACCGCAAUACACUUUAAUUUGCACUGGAUUGUUCACAUGAUUGAGAUCAGUCCCUUCAGUCAAUCGCGUUGCCAUAUAUGGGCUCCCAGAAGGCUUAGCGGGACACAUUUCGAGCGCGUCCUUUGGAAAUUUUAUAACGCUGGUUGAUCCCCGAGCCGGCGGCGCGAAGCGCCGUGCGAGGGUACUAAUUCCCCCCGGCUAUUUACACCCGGGGAAACGAAAGCAUUAGGGAAGUCUGAAGUUCAUCAAAUAUCGCGGGCGUGGGUCACUGUGCGUGUUUCGGUCACUGAGCUAUACUAUAUUACUGGAGGACCUGCUCGGGAUAAAAAAGUGUCCGCAAAAACAUGGCGGAUCUUACGCCAUUUCCAUGACAACACUUACUUUAUUUUCAUGGUAAUUGCCACUGACCAACCGCGAUCCUAAGCUUUUGAAGAUGUCCUUAACCCCCCUGGUUUUUGCACAGAUAUAUUUAAUAAUAUAAAGAUAUUUCAAGUUUUCUGUUGUUUUUGAGCAAAAAUCUUAAUAUUUCCCUCGCACAUUACUUGUUUUACAACGCCGGUUUGCUUCGCUUGUGGAUGCAGCUCUUUACUACAGAGAAACUAAAAAGAAAGACUAUAAAUUCUUUCAGGUAAGAUUCACAAAACUUUUUUUGUAUUAAACUUUCUAGACGACUAGCUAGUCUGAGACUCUGAGUCACUCAGUCCACUAGACCCUUCAUAUUAUGUCAAAAACUCAUCAUCCUAUUAAUAUAUACAGCAAAUAUUUCAUACAUAAAAAUAUUGUUGAUUAAAUAUUGUGUACUACAUGAAAUUAUGUUGUUUUCAGUGUCAGCACUGGCCUGCCCUUUGUGGUUUUAAUAUUGCCAGACUGACAGUUUUUAAUUACUUGUAUAAAUUGUGGUUGUUUACAUGUUCAUAAAGGUUUAAUAUGGUGUGAAAUUUAUAUACUUGCCCAUCAUAAUGCAGAAUUAAUAUAUAUAGAUAGCACAAGACCAGAGAGACUUGAGUAGAGGAGGCCCACCUACAUUUGACAAUGUGCCCUAGCUGUUCUGAUGAGCCCUAUAUAAAAGACUAGCUGUCUUUAUUGUUUUACUCUGUCUGUCUAAUGCCAGAUGAUUUUAAGAGGAGACUGUUCAUGCUCACUGCUGCCUCGCAGUGGGUUAAUUUAAUACACUAUCUGCCAAUGAGCAGCCCCUGAGAUAUAUCGGUCAGCCCAUUAAGCUGCAAAAUUAUGUGCCCAAAUGAACCCUAGCUACUUUCUUACUGGGACUGCAGAACAGGAGGGGCAUGCUCCCCCCCCCCACACUUUUUUGGUGGAUAAUAAAAAUUACCGGAUAAAGUCUGGACAGCGCCUGCCUGUGUGGAUUAGCUCCCAUGCUAUCCUGCCCCCCCCCCCUUUUAAACAGGCUCCAUGGUCCCUGUUUUAUUUUACUCUAUCGGUGAGACUAAAUCCAGAUGUUUUACUCACCAAGGGAAGAGUCUUAAAAAAUAGAUAACAUUUUACCAUUGUCUGUUCAGAACUAUAUAAAACUAUGUAGUUUACAUAGUAUAUGAUGUCAUAGUUUGGAAGUGGUGAUGUCCGAUUGCUCUGUGAGAAAUUAUGACAAAAUUUGCUAAUAAUAGUUUGACAUAUUUUAGCAGUUAGUUGGGAAUGUAAUUGCAUUGCUGAAUAUGAAAACACAACACUUAAUUUAUAAGCUUGGAUCAAUAGACUAGUAAAAUUGUCUGACAUAAUACAGUAAGGCAAAAAUAAUACAGUGAGGCACAUCAAAACACAUUGCCACUUGAGGGGUUAACAUAUGUGUAUAUCAUAUUUUGUGGUGUAAAGAUGUAUAAUGUAUCAUGAUAAUGUCGUCUUUUUUUUUGCAGAAAUGAUCUGUUUAAUAUGCAAAAGAGAUGGCACAGGCAUCAACAUGCAGAAGAACAUGCAGAACAAUUACAAAAUGAAGUUAUAAUUACAAUACCAUGCAUAACAAUUAUUAUAAUUAAUAAAUAAUUAUAUGAUUAUCAUAAUUUUAUUGAAGUGUAAAUAAGUUUUAUAGCAAUUAAAAUUAUACAUUUUUGUUUUUUAAAUUGUUUACUGCUAAUAAUUUUACAAAAAGUCAAAUACACCCUUCCAGAAUGUAUGUCACUUUGGCUAUGGAGCCUUGUUUUCAUGUAUGUGGCAUGAGUUUUAGUCCAAUGCAUGUCUCAAUCAUGAAAAUUACUCUAUAGCCUAUAGCCAAGGUGACAUAAUUUCUGGAAGCAUGUAAAAUACAGUAUGUUCAGUUUCCAAAGAUGUGGCUUGGUACUGCAUUUUUCCACCCACAAAGGAGUGUGUCAUUGUGGAAUAAAUCUGCAAUAAAAAAGAAUAGAUUAAUUAUACAGGUUGUACAAGAAUCCACCAGUACCAUAAUUAUAGCAUAUGAUCAAGGUAAACAUAAGGAUGUGACCUAACAUACUCCUCAGCUUAAACCAGUAUCAGAACCAUAAGUGUACUUAUAAAGUAAAUUGUUGAUUCAGAGUGAUAUUUACUGAGAAAACUUGUAAGAAAACAGGCCAUCCUGGGAAUGAGGUGUGAUCACACUGACACAUGUAAUGCCUUGGCACACACCUCAGCGAAACCUUAUUACCUCAGCUUAGGGAAAAGUGAUUUAUCUCAAGCCUCUAUAUUACUAUUUAUAUGACACAAAAAUCAAGAAGUAUUCCCAACCAUGCAAGAAAGCUAGGUAGAAACCACCUUCCCAGAUCAGCUGACAGCUUCCAGCACCCCCAGCUUAUACAUAAAAUUAAGUGGUGCAUAACACAAAACCUAAUUCCCUCUUUUAAAACUAAAAGAUAAGUCUGAUAGUAGAUGUCAAAUAAGAUAUAAAAGUCUAAAUAAAAUUAAAUAUGAAAAUACGUCUUUUACCUUUGUAAAUCCGAGUGUAAAUCCAUAUAUUUCAAGUAUUGUCUUUUCCCACAUUUCUUGAGUUUUUAAAAUUAGUUUGUCGUCUUUCACGGGCGAGAUUAAACACGUACGACUUGGAUAUCUUUGACCAAAUGGUCAAAGGCAGAAAGUUUAUCUCGAAAAUAUUUUAAAAAAGGAUUCAAAACAACGAGAAGUUGAGAACUAUAUUUAUCUGCAAAAAUGUUUUGCAAAAACCAGGGGGGUGUGAAAACGGCAGUGGGCUCAGAAUUGAGCCUGGUCAGCAGUGCUUCCAUUUUCAAGGAAAUUUCCUUUUCUAAGGAAAUUCUAGUGUCGAAAAGGAAAAUCUAAGGAAGAGAAAAAAUCUAAGGAAAUCUAAGGAAUUUUUCCGAACAACUUAAAUAUUCAUCCAAGUGCAUUAGUGCAGACGAAAGUUUCACUAUUUCUUGAAUUUUGAGUGAAUCAUCAAUUAUGUUUAAUUAAAAAUCUGUUUUUAACUUUUUCCUCGUGUUUCCGAAAACGUCUGAAAGUUUUUGAGGGAUGAGAUUUGGUAACUUUUGGCGCCAAACGCUGUGAAUAAUAAUUAUUCAUAUCAAUGGAAGGUAUAUGCAGGGACCGCGGAGACGGGGGGGGGGCUGGGGGGGCUUUAGCCCCCUCACUUUUUUUGACAGCCAAAAUUAUUAAAUUUUUAAUAAAUAUUAUUUUUAAGGAGGGCUUAAAAUUGUUAAGAUACUCUUAGUUUAUAAAGUAGCCUAGUAAAAGGAUUGCAUAGAAGUUUGUAAAAGCUCUAAAUUUUGUUACUUUUAUGACGAUGGUCUUGGAGAUUUUUUGCUAAAGUUCCUCCAAAAAUGCAGGAAAUAGCGUUUAAGGUAAUAGAAAAUUGAACAUUUUCCUUGGGGGUUUUAUUGAUGAUUUAGCCCCCCCACUCUCUAAUACGCUCCGCGGGCCCUGACAUGUUGUGAAUUCAUAACAAAUAUUUAAUUUUAAACAGUAUUAAUAGUUUAUAAUAGCCUGUGGUUUUUUAGCUAGCCAUCAUCUUUGUUAAUUGUGCUAUUUUGUGCCUUUAAAAUUGAUUAAAUCCUUUGUAUUACUACAAAAGCACUGCAAACCGCCUAAUGAAAUUUCAAGGAAUUUUCAAGGAAAUAACGUAUACAAUCUAAGGAAUUUAGAGAAAUUUUGAUGACAAAAAUGAGAAAUUUUGAUUUUGAAAAUGGAAGCACUGCUGGUCAGUGGUACCUACCAUGAAAAUAAAGUAAGUGUUGUCAUGGAAAUGGCGUCAUUUUCACUCAAAAUCCGCCAUGUUUUUGCGGACACUUUGUUGACUGAACGAAGUAUAGGAGCAGGUCCUCCAGUUAUUAUACAGCUCAGUGAUUGAGACACACAGGAAAGUCAUUAGUUAACACUCAAAAACCUGUCAACUGCUUAGGGAAAUUGUUUUGUAUAUUUCAAAUGCCCCUGGAAACCCCUGCCCUGGAAAAAGGAUGAAAAAGUCCUGGAAAACCCUGGAUUUUUUAAAUUAUGAAGGUGUUUGAACCCUGAUUAAAAAUAUUGUCUAUUUUCAUGUAAAAUGUCAAAGCUUGUUUGUCAAGAACAUUUGACAACUUUUGAUCUGAUGAACCAAUUACAUUUAACUAGCCUCAUGUUGAUUGUCUGAACUUUGUAUGCUGGUCAGUGUAAUACUACAGUAUAUGUACAUUGAAGUUUCAAAUUUCAAGCAAGAGUCGACAAUGUUUUAUUUGCAACUGUUCUCCAGGUAUAUUAAUACAUAAUGUUAAACUAAAAGUCCUAUUUAUCUGUGAUUAUGUUUUUCUUUUUGUAGCUUUAAAAAAGACUCACUGUAGAAUAAGUCAACAACAAGCUUGUUGUUUCAUUACUGGUGUUCAUCACAUUAAGGAUGUAUCAAAGCCAGCCAUCACACAUAAGUAUGUAUAAAAUCAAACAGCUGCAGUGUCAAGUAUACACUACAACUGCCUACUACUGUCUUCACCUUCACUGGCUGUUCAAGAUUUUAUCAUGUAUAAAAUCAUGCUAUUAAUUUUGCUGCAUUUACGGACUUACGGUAGUUACACAAUAAAGGCAGACCAGUGGAUGGGGGUAGAAUAACUGGAAUUUAUAUUCACAUGAAAAGAGAGUUUUCUCUUCCAAUUUGUUUGGUCUCCCAUUGGGAUAGGGGUUGCAUCUCCUUAGAAAUUUGUACAAACAGUUGGGCUCAGGAACAUUUUCAUUAUUUAGAACUAUAUAUAUACAGUGUAUUUAGGCCAAAUAAAAAAAAAAUGCUUGGUUAGCGUCACACUCCCACAAUUUUCAGAGGCGGGAGGGCGUUUUUUUUUAAAAAAUUUUUUACUCGUUUUUUAAUUUUUUAAUAGUAUUUUUGGAGGGGAUGGGGGGCGGUUUUUCCACCAUAUCGGUGAUAUUUUUUGUACUGAUGUUGCGAAGGCCGCCAUUUUGCUAUAAGAAUCUUGUAUACCCAAGCCCACGGCGAUGCUCCUAUCAAUCAGUAUAUAGCGUGAAGGUCUGAGCAUAAGAGAAAUUUCAAAUAUUAAACUGUUUUAGGCUAUAAAACGAAGAGAUUUACAUAACAAAAUAAAAAAUUCAGAGGCGGCAGAAUUUGAGAGGCGGGCGGUGAUGCUAACCAAGUUUUUUUUUAUUUGCCCUUACUUAUCCUAUUAAGUUGCAUUGCACCCUUAUUGUAAGCAUCAAAUGAACUAUAUGUUCCUUGGAUCCAGUCCCCCCUUUAAUAUGCAACCCUUUUCAUAAACAGUCACUUUGAGCUGUUAUACAGUAUCUCCAAAACUAAAAACUUAAUAAAAAAUGGAGAUAGAACUUAUUAAUAAUUAAAUGUUUAUGCUUUAUUUGAAUCACCGUGAAUGCAUUUUGGGUUUAUGAGGUGCACCUUCAUGAGUGAAGUCUUGACCUUUUCUUAUCUUGCUUUUGAAAAUGUAGCAAUGAAAUUAUUUUUGCUCCUGACUUGGUUAAAGUCAAGGUAUGGUAAACUAUCAAAUGAAUGCUUUCAUUUUUAUUAAUUUCUUUCCUGUAUACUCAAUUUUUACAAACGUUCUGAAAUGUACCAUAUAAACUUACUCUUGGUGGUAUUAACAAGCCACUCCAAAUGAAAUUCUAGUUUACUGUCCAGCUUGUAUUCACAAAUGCAUGUGGGCAUGGAGUCCAUUGUCAUUAUUGACAAUCCAGAAAGUAGCACUAUUUUCUGAACUCUUGGGAAGCCCAUUUGCAAAACACUUUUCAAUACAUGCAAUUUCGAUCCAGUAUAAUUAAUAGUUGUUUACAGCUUACUGCUUAAAAUGCAUUGAAAUCAUGAAUUGAAAGUCGUGAAAAAUGAGCGAGAGUGCAUAUUAUUUAAGUCAGAAUUUUAACAUCUUUAUAUGUCAAUAUGUGGCAAGUCAAUGGAAAGUUUUUCUUGCAUGCACUCUCAAAAUUUAUCACAAUAAAACAACUUGGCUUAACUUCUUGAUCGUUUACAAUAAAAUACAAUUUAGCUCUCUCAUACAUGUUUUACAUUACACUACUGUAUUGUACCAUGUUACAGUAACAUAGAGCAUUUUCUUGGUCAUUUCAGGCAAUGCCAUUUAGUUUGCAAGAGGGUGGUAAACAUAUUGUUGACAUUCUCAACAACACUACUGCAUCUGUUGUGGUUAUAUUUGUACGGACCUCAGGUAAUUUGUAUGUAAGUUGUAACAUACUGUAAUUAUUACCAUGUUAUAUUUUACACUUUCUUUUCAUAAUGACUCAAACUGCAAACACGUACUCAUUUGUUUAUUACUGUCUUUCAUUUUAUUAAGAGGAGAAUCUUUUGUAUGUUACGUAACACGCGCUCAAAACUAAUGCAUAUAUUUCAAACUUGGUUGUGACUAUAAUCAAUUUUUUAAAUUUUUGAUACGUUUCUCAAAGGCAAACAAACUUUAAAAGUACAGUAUGUUUAGUGCUUUAUCUGUGAAAUAAUGCUAAAAUGAAGAGAUUUUAGAUGGUGUGCCAAAGAGAAAAUGAUGUUCUGAACACUUUUCACUGAUCGUAUUGCUCGCAGUCUACACUGAUCGCAAAUGCGCAACAUUGUCAUUGAAAAUAUGGAUUAAUAAUGCAAUAACGGCAGGGACCUUUGGCAAGCACGACUAUACGGUCGCCUGCAUGCCCGCUACAGCAAGAAAAAACUCGUGCAAAUAAAUUAUUGUUAAAGAAAUUAAGAAAUCUUGCAGUCGUGCAUUAUCCAUCCAACUAGGAAAUUUUGGGUACUUCCUCUCGCAGCUUGAAAUGUAUGGAUUGUAUAACACGUGUAUUGCCAUUUUAAACAGAGCGAAGACAACAUGUAAAACCCCUUAAGCUUUACGUAUUCAUUCUUUUCCACACUAUGAAUUUGUACUGUAUGAAUCGCCGGCUGCAGGGAACAGGGAACAGACUACAGGUAGCACAUGGAGGAAUAUUGGUGAAAUUAUAUUUGACCAACCGAUGCAAUGAGACUGAAGAUGCAGGUGUACAAAACGAUGGUAAGACCCGGUGAUCCUCUUUGGCGCAGAGACUUGAACGUAACAAUGAAGGAAGAACAAGUUAUGAAAUUGGAGGUAGUAGAGAUGAGAUGUCUACCAGCUAUUAGAGGAGCGACAAGACGUGAGAGAAUGAGAAACGAAGAUACUGUAUAAGAAAAUAGUGACGAAACUGAGAUACGAGAAAGUGGACUAAGAUGGUACGGCCACGUGAGGAGAAUGGAGGAAACGAGUUUGGCAGAUGGGCUGCGUGCCGUAGCGUAGGGAAUCAGGAAGGAAGGGAGGACGACCGAGGAAGCGGUGGAUGGAUUGUGUGCAGGAUGAUGGUAGAUUGGUGGAUCUGGACAAAGUUGACGACAGAAUAAAGUGUAAAAAGGUGUCGAGGCGACCCGACCCCCCUUGAGGGGACAAACGGAUGAUGAUGAAUCCCCGGUGUCAUCACGUUGCCGAACUUCUUGCUGUCAUGUAAAGAUACGUAAUAUGUCAUCUGCAGUGAUUUCCCCUCAUUUCACACUUUUCAUUCAAACUUGUAUCUAUAUACCGAAGAAUUUCGAAAUCAAAGUCCUAAAUUUCCAGUACGUAUCUGUAAUGUAACGACUUACAUACCCAUCUCUUUAAUAUGUAGUCCUUGCAAAAGAACUUGUUGAAGAACUAAAAGAAAAUCAUUUCAAUGCCAAAGUUGUAGAUGAGUCUUUAAAAGUAAGGUUAAAUUCAAAGACACUGUCACUUUAUCGAUAAUUUGUUGUUUUGAUAGACUAUAUAAAAAUUCGCUCACGAAAAAAUAGUGCAAUCCAUAUACUAUGGAAUCAUAUUUGCAUCACUAAAUGCAUAUACUGUAGUAUAUCCCAUACUUUUUCUAUACCGUAUCCUGGUACUAUGGGAAUGGCAAUUACAGUGGCAUGGAAAUUAGCCGUGCUGGUUACAGUAUUUCCAACUAAGAUCCAUACUAUUUCCUGCAUAGAAACGAUUUUGAAAAAAGUUUUCAGUGUAAGUAACUCCAGAAUUGAACAAAUUAUGUAUUACUAAUAUUUAUUAUAUAAAGUAUAGUGCUUUAUAGAGAUUUCGAGCACUGAUAAAAGUGAUAAUCUCACAUGUGAGAUUAUUCAUGAUAAUCUCACAUGUGAAAAUUAUCUCUUUUCAAUUGUCGCUUUUCUGUAAAAAUUAUCGCUUUUCAAAGACUGUCCUUUAUAUAAUAAACAGAAAAAUACAUGGGUGCUUGGAAAUACCAGAUUUAUUUCUCGUGUUGAACAUGAUAUCUCACUCGUUCGCUGCACUCACUCGUGAGAUAUCAUGUUCAACACUCGAAAUAAAUCUGGUAUUUCCGCGCACCCAUGUAUUAUUCUCUAUUUAAUUUUCAUGUGAAUACAUGCACUUUGAAGAAACGUUUGAGAAUAUAAAAAUAUCAAUGAGAAAGGUUCAUGUCGCCAUGCACUCACUAAUUCGUGAUAUAACCUUCGUAGAAGGAAACUUUUACAAUGUCGAUCGCGGCCUUCAGUAUAGUAUGUUACGUGUUAAAGCUUCGUGUUAUGUCUAAUAUUAACCUUUCCCAUAGUUUGAUGUUGGUAAAUUUGGACAAAGUAUAUUUGUGGUGAGUUGUUGAAUUGCACAUUACUAUUUAACAAGUAAAAGUCUUCUAUAUACAAUUAAAGAAUGCAUCAUUGUCGAGGAAGGUUCUUGUGGACAACAAAUUUAGUUUCCGUGAUGCAGUAUGUCAUAUAGUCAUGAUCGAUCGUCUUUUCUGUUUUCCAGGUUAGUGAUAAAAUGUCUGUCAUGGUUUCCCUACCUCCUGCAGAUCUACUUAUUCAAGGUGAUAUAAUUACUGUCAUGAAUAUUCUCCCCCCGAAUAUUUUCCCUCGUGAAACAAGACACCUUGGUUACUACAUUACUCAACGUUAUAAUCAAUGUAUUUACGAGUGGAAUGCUUUUAGCAAAUUGUAUAGCAUAGCAAUCUCCAUUGUGUACCAGAAUAUGCCUUUCAUUGUGACCUGUUUUCAACGAAUCUGUUCGGAUAUUUAAUAAUGUAAUGCUUAGGAAUUAGGUUUUUCUCGCCCGCAGUUUCGUCUUUCCCGCGCCUCACGUCCCUAAUUUAAAAACCUAACAAUAAUCUAACAUAACUUUUAGUUCCUCAACAAUUUUUGGCACAUCAACUCUCCAAACCCUCAAUCGCCAACUACGCAAAAUGCAGUACGUUACAUUAGGAAGGGGUUCUUGAAUCCCAAUUUCCGCGCUCAAAUUUGCAUAUGUUCAAUUUAGAUAUGUUCAAUUUCUCGUUUCACGAAUUCUAAAAGUCCCGAAUCCCGCCAUUAUUGUUCCUUUCAUCAAUUAUACAGUAUUACCAAAAGAAACUUCACUCUAUCAUCAUCGAUCCAUUGUGAACCCUUUUCUAUAGUAUAUUUUGUUUAUUAAUUUCAGUUCAAGCCCCGCUAUCUGGUGUUGAUGUAAUGAAUCAACGUCUCCAUAUCAGUAACUUUACCAACACGCUGGGAGAAGCCGUGGUCUUAUACAACAGUAACGAUGUCAACUUUAUAUCCAAGGUAUAGGGAGUAUACUGUAAAAUGUAAGAAUCUUGAACUGUCUGUGCCAGUGUAGAUAGUGCCAAUAAUAUGAACAAACUUUCGUUGGUGGGGAUGCAAUUACCUGAAAAAUAAUAAGAGAACUUCGAUGUUUCGAGCGAAGGCACUUCGUCUGGAGUUACUUCGUCCAAUACUGUAACACACUAUGUAAUUCUGUCUUUAAAUUGUUGGCGAUUGUUUCCAUGAAGUGAUUAUAUGUUGAGUCAGUCGUAUACACCAUGGAAAGCAACUUGCAAAAUACACGCUUCCAGAUAGUACGUCACAUUGGCUAUAGAACCUCGUUUUCAUGUUUGAGAUGUUAGGUUUUAAUUAACGUCACAUACACGAAACCGAGGCUUCCAAAUUCCAAAAGUUGUGAGAGGGUCCCAUGUUUUUUUUGUUUUUUUUUUUGGGGGGGGGGCAAGGGCAGUAUUUUUCCGACAAACUCAAUUUGAAAAAAACUUUUCAGGAAAAGAACAUUAUAGUCCCCCCAACCGCCCCCCGCCCCCGUCGACAACUUUUAUGGUAAACAAUUUUCCGGACAAGAACGUUACAAUUGCUUUCGUAGCACUCUUUCCGAACUAACACUCGGCAGGCCUGCGUAUAUGCAGGUAUUCUUGACCACGAAGAUUCCGACAACAUUACCAAUUUUCCGACGGGUCUCAACAAUAGGGGGGCCAUGGACCCCCUGCCCCCCCCCCCGGCCACGGCGCCACUGCUUAUAUACGUGUACUGUGUCAACAUGGUUUUAUCUUUCAUCCUUGGCUUAGUCAAGGGAAAAUAGUUUGUUGUUUUCUCUGUAGAAAGGUAGCAUAACCUCCCUACAAUAAAUUAAUGAUGAUUUAAAAUUAGCUAUUGAUUGUACUUUUUUUACAGCUUGGUGAAAUUGCUGAAGUAACUAAUGCGAACUCAGUAUCACAACACGUUCCAGUGCAAGAUAAGAAACCGAUGAUAACAAGCAAACACGAGGUAAUUAAUAAUUACACCCCUUUGAGUCAACCUAUGUAUUAUCCACUAGUCAAUUGCCCAUAAUGCUUUGCUCUGCUUGAGGUAAACGUUUUUUACUCUAAUUAAUCUUAUUAAAGUUUGAUUAGGAAUUAACGUCUCCUUCAUGCACUUUUUAAACGUGCUGUGCGAGUUUCUACUGUAAAGAGGACAUUCGUUUUAUUAAUUUUUCAAGGUAAAUUUACCUACUCUUCACGAGGACAUAGAAAGCCCUGCAGUUUCGAGAAAAGUAAAAACUACUCUCUUCAAACCAGUGUAUCCUCAUCAGGGAACAAAGGUACAGUGAAGCAUGCAUGUUGUGGCGUUUGAUUUGAUAAAACAUUGCUGUACCGUGGAAAGUUUGUGAGUUUACGGCAACCAGAUUUAUGACCAGGUCAUUUUUUUACUCACUAAUCCGGGUUUUAAUAAUUCAAUGCAAAGCCCAGUCGAAUUGCAUUCACCACCCAACAUUUCGAUUCUGGAGUGUCUUCAUCAGAAGUGAGACAUUAGACUGGGGUGUCGAAACGUUGGGAUCAUUCAGCUGGGCUUUCGCCUUUGCAUUCGUUAAUUUAUUUACUUAAAAACGAGAGUUGCGAGAGAAAACAUGACUGAUUGCUGUACCAUUUUUAGAGUAAUGUUUUUGGGGAUUAAACGAUUGCUCCGGUUUAAAUCUAAUUCAAAUUAUCAUUUUCGGAUUGACGUAUUAGUUUAUUAUCUAAUAUACGGAUCGAAAGCAUUCGGGGUGUUUUCUUCAAACCAAAACGUUAAACGAUUUAAUGUAAGAAUGAAAGUGUAUUUAUUUGCAUGGAUCGCGGUAAAUUAAACAUAAUCGUGCUUACACCGAACGUAGAAGCAUUUCCAAUGUUAUCUUUACAACCGUCGAUCAUAUCUUACAAUGAACAAUCGCAGAUAAAACACUGUUAGCUAGUUAGACAUGAUUGGCUGUUCAGAUUAAUACCCGCCAAAUGCUCUUGGCAAACAUGCCUUGGAAGUUUCACGUGAAAAAGGGAUGCUUUAUCUGUUUUAGGUUCUAAGAUACUUUGUAACCCUAUUUCUGUGUAGAUUGCUCGUACUUCAUUCGUGGACAGAGUUCGCUUAUACGCCAUCGCCGGAAGCGGCGGGAACGGGAGUCCUCGGACUGGUGCUCGUGGGGGAGAUGGUGGUGACAUCAUAUUAGAAUGCCGAUCAAGGGCAACAUUACGUCAUUUUCGCUUUAAAGAAAACAGAAGGCCGAAAGCAGGUCAUGGGCAGCAUUGUUCGUAAGCAAAUCACAGUACCUCGUCCCCAGGUGUCUAUAGCGAACUACAGAAAAUGAACUGAAGGGUUUGAGUUCUGGAGCGCCUGGCAGAACAUAUAUAAACUGCCAUGGCCGACUCCAUAGUUAAACUUAUCAGUUAAUAAGAAACCCAUUCGAUUAAGCUCAGAUUACUCCUCCCAAAGUACAGUAGCAUAAAAAUAUUUGUCAAAGUCAAAAAUAAUUUUCACACAGUACCUUGUAAAUAUAUUGGCCUUGUUUAGUAAUUACUAAAGAGUUGACAUAUUCAAAUUGCACUCAAACGUCAACUAAACGACCCGAUAAUUGUUUUGACGAAAGAUUAGAACAGACAGAGGGAAGUAGAUGACUUUCCCGAUCGACCCAAAAUCACAAUAUUGUUUAAAUAUAUAACAAGUGCAGCAAAAUGUAACAAUUUGCAAGAAUCGGACCAUUUUGCCACCAAACCAAACAAGAUCUGGCAGGCGUCUCAUAAUUUCCGCUUCCGUCUCCAUGUAGUUCGUUAUAAACAACUGCUGACGAGACAACAAACGACAUGAAGUUGAAAUAGCGCGCAAACGAGAAAUAUUGUGAGGAUUUUUUUACGAUCACGGUAAACCGUAGAUUGUCGUCUGAUCGACGUUAUAUUUACAGUACCUCUCUGCGGAACAUCUUAUUUUAUGUUUGUCCAUCAAUUUCUACGUCUAUUAACCGUAAUUGCCCAGUGGCAGACACAUGGUGAAAUAUUGGAGUUCGAAAGAAGGUUGACCUAUUCACGCCCGCCUGUUGCUAUACAGCCUAUAGUAUAUAUUCACUUAACCGACGUAAAUGCCAGUUGACGGUGUUGACCAUGUCAAACGGGAGGGUCCAUUGAUUCCUGGUAGUAUUACACAAUAAGAUGUCGUGGUUUCUGUCUGAACUACAGUACGUGAAAGGGUCAAUUCAAAUAAAUGCCCUGCGUCGGGCUGUACUAGUAGACUGGCUACCCACCUUUUGAUGAAGGGACUUAAUCUUUUUUCAGGUACAAUUGUUUGAUUACGAAUCUCAGCUGUUCAUUAACAAUGAUAACAAUUUUUCACUUCAGCACACAAGCAAAAAGAGUCCAUGGUCAACGAGGUGAGGAUCUUAUCAUCCCUGUCCCUCUGGGUACGUUAGUGAGAGAUGAAAGAACUGGUCGCGUAAUUGCAGAUUUGAACGAAGUGGGACGGCAAGUCAAAAUGGUCAGCGGUGGCCGUGGUGGAUCUUCAAUGACGUCAGCAGGAGGUGGAGAGAAAGGGGAGAGAAGGAUGAUUAUUUUAGAAUAUAAGAUGUACACUGACGUUGGUCUGGUGGGGUGAGUGUGUUUCUAUUCUAGCUGAACAUUGUUGGAAAUGGAAUUUGGCCCAUUCACGGCUGCCGAGACAGGACCAACUUGUUCCGCACCCCAACAUUAUGUACAUUACAUGAUGUAAUGUACUACCCGCCCCUUCCCCAACUGGAAAGGCAGCCGAAAUUCUGGAAUACAGGGUAAAGUCUUGGGUGUGCUAUUUUUAUACUCUCCUCCGCAGAGAUUUUCAAUAAUAGUCUUGGGGUUUUCGAGCAUUUUUAACCUUAAACGCAGGCAAGUCCACUUUGUUUCGGGCAAUUUCAAAUCCAAAGUGGCAGAGUACGCAUGUGAGUAAAGGGCUUCUGUGGCGCAAUCGUCAGAGCAAGCGCCUAUCACCUCUGGGAUUGUGGGUUCGAUCCUCACAUCAAACUAAUGACACUAACUUACAGUAUGUGAAAAGAGUUAGUCCACGCUCUUCCGAAAGUCGUGGGUUUUCUCCGGGUACUCUUGUUUCCUCCCACAGGGAAUGUUGACAGGGUGGGUUGGGAUUAGCCCUCUAACGGACCCUUCCAAUCCACCGUAGCUGUGCUGCGUGGCCAGACAUGAGUCAUAAGGUGGCUGCAAGAGGCGCCCUUAGUAAGCCUUCGACUGGAUCAAGUUGACUUGCGUCCUUCGCAAUUCAGCUUAGCUCUCAGCUGCAAGUAAGGAUGAUUAGCUUACCCCACUUACUUACAUGAAGUUUUCAUAGCGAGCCGUUAUUUGUGAUACUGCCUCUAGUUCAACGUUUCUACUGUUUUAUUAGAUUUCCGAACGCAGGCAAGUCCACCUUGUUGCGGGCAAUUUCAAAUGCCAAACCCAAAGUGGCAGAGUACGCAUGUAAGUAAACUUUGAUGUCAGAAGAAUGCAUAUAUUGUUUAUAUUUACUUCACGUAAUCGAAAUUUAUUGACUAUCCUUUGUUAGUUACGUCACUCAGUCCAACGUUAGGAAGAAUGCAGUUUGAUGAUUUCAGUCAGGUUAGUUUUACCCUUCUUAGUAAAUUUUGCAAAGUUGUGUCAUGUUUCCAUCUUUCUACUUUUUACGUCAGUGGCGUUCCCUAACAUAAUAUAGGUUUACUCUCGAUUUCAAUUUGCUUUUCAAAACUGACUUCCAAUGUUUACUUGUAAAUUCGAAAUUUUUCGUUGUAAAGUUCCGAAGUUUGUUUCGAAGUUCGUUCCGAUGAUUUACGAUAAUCAAGUUUAGUAAGUUGUAAUUGGCUAGUUAAGUGAGCCAGCCAAUCAAAUCGCUUGCUAUUGAAUCAUCGUAAAUCAUCGUAACGAACUUCGAAACAAACUUCGGAACUUUACAACGAACAUUCCGAAUUUACAAGUAAACAUUGGAAGUCAGUUUUGAAAAGCAAAUUGAAAUCGAGAGUAAGUUGUGGAGUCACACGGCAUACUCUUCAUGUGCCGAACUUAAAGAAUCACAGUCAACCGUGAUGCUUCGCGCGCGCUAUGUAAAUAUUUAUAUAAAUGACAUUGCACCCUUGUUAGACCUGUUCAUAAAAUAAACUGUAAAUAACUAAUGAUAUACAUUAGCUUUAUUUUUAACAAAAAACGUUAAGACAUUUACCCGGUGUUUUUUGAUGAAAUCCUGAUUCCUGUUCGUCCAUGCUUUGAUGCAAUUCGUCCAUGCUUUGACGGAGCAGGAUUUCGGCGAACUCUCUAUGUUUCGCCCCUAUAUUCCCAGGCUUUCUUUCCUUUCCGUCCAAAGGACGUACGUUGAACUUGUCAACGAUAUUCUUUUUUAUAGACGCUUCUCGGUCUUCCACGAACGGGAAAUACAGAAGCCAUGAUUAGCCAUGUACUUUAUAAAAUGAGAAAACGUUCUAAAAUCAUUGGUUAAGAUAUAAACACACACGCCAAAAUCUCGAUCAAUGAUCUAUUAACAUAUUCCAAUUAUGAGAAAUAUGACAUCGUCUAAGAAUAUAUGCAGAUUGAUAAGGAUACGCUUCCAAUGCCAAUCUUUCGUCACUGAAGUGGCCUAUUUAAAUGGCGGAAUACAAAACAAGGUUAGCACUUUUUUCCAUCCAGCAAACCGCCCUAUUGAUUUUGUAAAGUCGUUUCUUUUUGGAUUUUUUUGGUUAGAGUUAGGGUUGAGGUUAGGGUUAGGGGUUAGGGUAGGGUUUGGGUUAGUUACAUAGCCAUUUAACACCUCUUCCAUCUUCCGAAAAUGACGUCAGGUCAGUUUGCUGGAUGGAAAAUAGUGCUAACCACAAAACAAUCAAAACAUUUUAGCGCGCAAAGCAUCACGGUCGACUGUGAUUCUUUAAUUGUAUUAGAUGCGAUGCUGGAGCGACACAAGAACGGCAGUGAUUUGUUGUUUGUUUCUCUUUUACAAUUGGAUCGAAAAGGUGGUCCAAUUCUAAAAGAGAAACAAACAACAAAAUACAAUAGAGAGGUUCAGAUUUGACUUCCACAACCGCUACCAUUAUAUAUUUAACAACUAUAAAACAUUUUCCGUGUUGAUAUACAGUUAUAUCAACACGAGUGGAAAUUGGAAAAACGAGAAAUUGUGUGGUUUUAUAUUUGUUUUAUAAUAUUGCACAAAGAAAUAUAAAGAAAUAAAUUUUCCGACGUUUCCGUGUUGACAUUGAGUUAUAUCAACACGGCUCUUAGCCAAUCAGCGUUCAGAAUUUACAAAUGCUAUAUAUAUAUAUAUAUAUAUAUAUAUAUAUAUAUAUAUAUAUAUAUAUAUAUAUAUAUAUAUAUAUAUAUAUAUAUAUAUAUAUAUACUUCCUAGUUGCUUAUACUGAAAAUAAUUUUGUAUUCCAUUCUUUAUAGUUGACAGUGGUUGAUCUGCCUGGUUUAAUAGAAGGCGCGCAUCAAAACAAAGGACUGGGGCUCAAAUUUCUACGCCAUAUCGAAAGGGCAAGGAUGUUGAUGUUUGUGGUAAAUAAAUAUGGUUUUAACACAGCUAGAUCUCACCCUAGUAUUGUAGUGUAAUGUGAUACCAUACAUAAAGCCAAACUUUUAUAUACUCCUCCAUUAAUAUUAAUUUCAGACAUGAUUGAGGGCGGUUAUUUGAGAGGGGGAAGCUUAAUAGAGAGGGAGCUUAAUAGAGAGGGAAAGCUUAAUAGAGAGAAGCUUCAUAGAGAGGGGAAUCUUGAUAGACAGGGGAAGCUUAGGAAAACAUGGUGUCGGAAGGUGUGAGCUUUAAGAGCUCUUUCGUAAUAUUUAUUAUAUUGACCAUACUUAUUAAGAAUCUGCCUAAAGAUACGAGAAAUGACACACAUAUAAAUCAAGUAAACAUUGAAAAACUCGUAGCCGCAUGGGAAACUUGUCAAGUGAAAAUUUCUUCCGUAGUACCGAAGUCGGCGAUAGAGCGAGACCUGAAGACAAGACAAAUUCUAACGCCGAGCAGCAAAUGUGUGCUGGCUAUUAGACUGCUAAACUGUUGUUUAGCAGCAAAUCUCAUUCUGCUAUGUAAUGAUGUAAAUGAAAAUCCAGGUCCUGAUCAAGUUAACGUUUCAGAGAUUAAAGGCCUUCGUAUUAUUCAUCUCAAUGUAUGCAGCCUACGCAAUAAGAUGGCUGAAAUCCGCCUUUUCUGUGAUAGACACAAGCCACACAUUCUUUCAUUGAACGAGACGUGGCUUGAUGGAUCAUUUCCUGAUAAUCAAAUGUCACUAGCUGGAUAUAGACUUCUUAGACAGGAUCGAGAUUGCUAUGGCGGUGGUGUGGCAGUUUAUGUGGAUGAAGCCCUGGACUUUGAACGUCUGGAAGUAAUUACUGACAUUGAAGUUAUAUGGUUUGAGUUGAAGCCGUCGAAGGGUAAGAAUAUACUGUUUGGAGCUUUCUAUAGACCUCCUAACUUUGAUGCUAUAAUAUUUGUUGAUAAGCUUGAAGAAAUGUUAAGAACCUUUGCUCGGGAUGAUAUUGAGAUGGUUUUAUUGGGAGAUUUUAAUUUUAAUUUGGCGUGCACUGCUUCAUUAAAUACGUCAGCUAGACGUUUUCUACGAGCCACAAGACGGUUUUGUUUACAACAACUGAUUAAAAAGCCCACCAGGGUUACAGAAAUUUCAAGUUCAUUGAUCGAUUUAAUAUUCACUACAAAGCCUGAACUUUAUCGUUCUGGAGUAUUCCCGGUCGGUUUUACGGACCAUUUUGCUAUCUUUGGG
Molecule: messenger RNA, 20589 nt
Organism: Paramuricea clavata
Lineage: Eukaryota; Metazoa; Cnidaria; Anthozoa; Malacalcyonacea; Plexauridae
Source: the annotation of a GenBank genome assembly